UGAAUAGGCCGAACGUAGGAAAGAGCCCAUCUUCUUCCUCCUCUCCCUCUCCUUCGUCAUCGUACUUUCUCUUCAGUUAAAAAGCGGUACAAACUCGUAUAUGGGUUUUCCUUUUCAAUUCCAAUUAAUCCAAUACUUCUAUCUCUAUGUUGAAUUCAACGAGAUACUAAUUAAAUCAACUAUAAAUUUGAUAAUGGAUUCCUGCUCAUAGAUCUCUGUCUGAUUCAUUUUUGGAUCUGUUCGUGUUCGUAUCCUAUCGAAUUGGGACUUAACUAGAUCCGAAGAAGAAGUAGGUAGAAGUAGAAGCAGAAGCGGGGGGAAAUGGACAAUGGGGAUAUCGAGAGCGUGGAUGAAGAAUUCCCGGGUCGGAUAGGCGGACGCAAGUACCGGCCCGUUGUGGCCAACGAUCGCGUCGUGCUCGAGAUGUCCUCCAUGGAUCCUGGAUCUUCCUCCCCCGCCUCUGACACCUUCUCUGAUCGCCAAGCUUCCCUCAAAAAAAUCAAAGCAGGGACUGAGGCAACCAUGAAUACAGAUUUGAAAGAAGGGUCUUUGCCGACACAUGGGCAAGCCAAUGGACCCCAGGGAGAGUCAAAACUAGAAUUGUUUGGUUUUGAUUCUCUUGUCAAUAUCCUCGGUCUUCGGAGUAUGACAGGGGAGCCAAUUCCAGCACCCUCAAGUCCUAGAGAUGGUGAGGAUGUCGCUAUUACCAAUGGGCAGCCAAAGCGUGCUGAUCUCAAACUGGGUACCCUGAUGGGUGUAUUUGUCCCCUGCUUGCAGAACAUACUGGGAAUUAUCUACUACAUCCGAUUUUCAUGGAUCGUUGGUAUGGCUGGCAUAGGCGAGUCACUGUUGCUGGUAUCUUUCUGUGGUUUGUGCACUUUUCUGACUGGAAUAUCACUGAGUGCUAUUGCCACUAAUGGGGCAAUGAAGGGUGGGGGACCUUACUAUCUCAUUGGUCGUGCCCUUGGUCCAGAAGUUGGAGUUAGCAUUGGACUAUGUUUUUUCCUUGGCAAUGCAGUUGCUGGAGCUCUGUAUGUGUUGGGAGCUGUUGAAACCUUUCUGAAAGCUGUGCCUGCUGCUGGGAUUUUUAGAGAAACCAUCACAAACGUUAAUGUCACAGCAAUUGAGCGAGUAGAAAGUCCAAGUUCACACGAUCUGCAAAUUUAUGGGAUUGUUGUGACUAUCAUCCUAUGCUUUAUUGUAUUUGGUGGUGUGAAAAUCAUCAAUCGGGUUGCACCUGCUUUCCUUAUACCUGUUCUGUUCUCGCUGUUCUGCAUAUUCAUUGGGAUCUUUUUGGCAAGGAAGGAUAAACCUGCGAUUGGAGUCACGGGCUUGAGUUUGGAAACUUUCAAAGAAAAUUGGAGUCCAGGUUAUCAGAAUACUAAUGAUGCUGGUGUUCCUGAUCCUGAAGGAAGUGUAUACUGGAAUUUCCAUGGAUUGGUCGGUCUUUUCUUCCCUGCUGUAACGGGAAUUAUGGCAGGUUCAAAUCGAUCAGCUUCACUGAAAGAUACGCAGCGUUCAAUUCCCAUUGGGACAUUGGCUGCAACUUUAACAACUACUGCAAUGUAUCUAGUUUCUGUGUUGUUAUUUGGAGCCCUUGCAACCAGAAAGAAGCUAUUGGCGGACAGGCUACUUACAGCAACAGUUGCUUGGCCUUUUCCGGCCAUCAUUUACAUUGGAAUCAUUCUUUCAACAUUAGGAGCUGCUCUUCAGAGCCUGACAGGUGCCCCGCGCCUUCUUGCAGCAAUAGCCAAUGAUGAAAUCCUUCCUAUUCUUAAUUACUUCAAGGUUGCAGAUGGCAGUGAGCCUCACAUUGCUACCCUCUUUACUGCGUUCAUCUGUAUUGGGUGUGUCGUAAUUGGGAACCUGGAUCUUAUCACACCAACUGUCACUAUGUUUUUUCUUCUGUGUUAUGCGGGUGUGAACUUAUCUUGCUUCCUUCUGGAUCUUCUAGAUGCUCCCAGCUGGCGUCCUCGGUGGAAAUUUCACCACUGGAGCCUCUCUCUUCUUGGAGCAUCACUUUGUAUAGUGAUAAUGUUCUUAAUCUCAUGGUCAUUUACCAUAGUGGCUCUAGCCCUUGCAAGCCUAAUAUAUUAUUAUGUGAGCAUUAAAGGAAAGGCUGGGGACUGGGGUGAUGGUUUCAAGAGUGCAUAUUUCCAGCUAGCUCUUCGCAGUCUUCGAUCACUAGGAGCGAGCCAAGUGCACCCAAAGAAUUGGUAUCCUAUCCCCCUGGUGUUCUGCAGGCCUUGGGGGAAACUGCCAGAAAAUGUACCUUGCCAUCCAAAACUUGCUGACUUUGCAAACUGCAUGAAGAAAAAGGGACGGGGAAUGUCUAUCUUUUUCUCCAUUCUAGAUGGAGACUAUCAUGAACUUGCCGAAGAUGCCAAGGCUGCCUGCAAGCAGCUAGGUACCUACAUCGACUACAAGCGUUGUGAAGGUGUAGCUGAGAUAGUUGUAGCACCUAGUAUGUCUGAGGGCUUCCGUGGUAUUGUCCAAACCAUGGGCCUCGGCAAUCUCAAACCAAACAUUGUGGUGAUGCGGUACCCUGAAAUAUGGCGUCGUGAAAACUUAACUGAAAUACCUGCUACCUUUGUUGGAAUAAUAAAUGACUGCAUUGUUGCAAACAAGGCAGUUGUUAUUGUUAAAGGUCUUGAUGAAUGGCCCAAUGAAUAUCAGAGACAAUAUGGUACAAUAGAUUUGUAUUGGAUUGUUAGAGACGGUGGUCUCAUGCUUCUCCUCUCUCAGCUCCUUCUUACCAAGGAGAGCUUUGAGAGUUGUAAGAUUCAAGUCUUUUGCAUAGCAGAGGAGGAUUCUGAUGCAGAGGGGCUCAAGACUGAUGUGAAGAAGUUUCUGUAUGAUCUUCGGAUGCAAGCUGAAGUGAUUGUUAUAACAAUGAAAUCAUGGGAUCGACAAGUAGAGGGUGGCUCUCAGCAAGAUGAAUCAUUGGAGGCAUUUACAGGUGCACAGCACCGGAUUGCUAGAUACUUAACAGAGAUGAAGGCAGCAGCUGAGAGAGAAAGAACGCCACUGAUGGCUGAUGGAAAGCCGGUUGUUGUGAAUGAGCAGCAGGUGGAAAAGUUUCUUUACACGACUCUGAAGCUGAAUUCAACAAUACUGAGAUACUCGAGAAUGGCUGCAGUUGUGCUUGUGAGCUUACCACCACCUCCAGUGAACCACCCAGCAUAUUUCUACAUGGAGUACAUGGAUUUGUUGGUGGAGAAUGUCCCCAGGCUUUUGAUGGUAAGAGGAUACCGUAGAGAUGUUGUAACUCUAUUCACGUAAGUGGAAUGCAUUUCUAUUUCUUUUGCCCGUCUUUCUUGCUAAAAGCGGCAUUUGUUCUUUCAUUGACUAAUCUAGAAAUUUUGGAAUCAGUCCUUUUGGGGGGAGUUUAUAAAUACAUAGUUUAGACUCCUAACAUCAAAUUUGUACUUUUUUGGGUUAAUGAGGUGAGAUUGAGACUUUCUUUCUUGAAACUUUAAGAUA
This is a messenger RNA of Juglans microcarpa x Juglans regia, 3483 nucleotides long. Its product is annotated as cation-chloride cotransporter 1-like. Bases 322 to 3282 code for a protein of 986 amino acids. NCBI's taxonomy places the organism in Eukaryota, Viridiplantae, Streptophyta, Magnoliopsida, Fagales, Juglandaceae. The transcript has 13 exons. Gene Ontology annotation, molecular function: chloride:monoatomic cation symporter activity. Gene Ontology annotation, cellular component: membrane. The record is from RefSeq and is a predicted model, not a curated record. Gene Ontology annotation, biological process: transmembrane transport; monoatomic ion transport.